This is a messenger RNA of Rhizophagus irregularis DAOM 181602=DAOM 197198, 1438 nucleotides long. Lineage: Eukaryota; Fungi; Glomeromycota; Glomeromycetes; Glomerales; Glomeraceae. The record is from RefSeq and is a predicted model, not a curated record.
AAAAGAUGAAGAAUUAACAAAAAGAAAUAUUCUUAAUUGUAUUAAUAAUCAUGAUAUAAUUUCACAAGAAAUUUAUAUUUGGCUUUUAAAUAAUCAAAAUAAUUCAAAUUCUAUUUAUUUGCUUGGAUAUUUUAAUUAUCAUGGAAUUGAAAUUAAUAUUAAUAAACAAAAAGCAUUUGAAUUAUAUCAAAAAGCAUCAGAAUUAAAAAAUAAUAUAGCUCAAUUAAAUCUUGCUAUUUUAUAUAUGGAUGGACCAGAUGCUUAUGAAUAUUCUGAUGAAAUUUUUGAAUUAGCUAAAAAAUUUGAAGAAAAAGAAUAUGCAAGUGGAAUAAAUAUUUUAGGUCAUUGUUAUAGUUGGGGAAUUGGAACUAAUAUGGAUUUAAAAAAAGCAUUUGAAUUAUUUCAGAAAGCUGCAAAUUUAGGAAAUGUAAUUGGAAUGUGUAAUUUAGGAUUGUGUUAUAAAGAUGGACUUGGAACUGAUAAAAAUGGACAAAAGGCAUUUGAAAUUUAUCAGAAAGCGGCAGAAUUGGGGAAUUCACGUGCAAUCAAUUCUUUAGCAGAUUAUUAUAAAAAUGGAAUUCAUACAGAUAUUAAUAAACAAAAAGCAUUUGAAUUAUACCAAAAAGCAGCAAAUUUAGGAAAUUAUUUCGCUCAAUAUGAACUUGCUUUGAUGUAUGAAAUUGGGGAUGAAAUUAAAAAAGAUUUGGAUAAAGCAGUUUAUUGGUAUAAAAAAUCCGCAGAACAAGGUCACCCAUAUGCUCAAAAUAAAUUGAAAGAAUGUUAUUGUUAUAAUUAUGGAAUUGGAACUUGUUUUAAUAAACAAAGAGCAUUUGAAUUAUUUCAGAAAGCUGCAAAUUUAGGUAAUUCAACUGGAAUUAGUAAUUUAGGUUAUUGUUAUGAAUUUGGAAUUGGAACUAAUAUCAAUUUAACUAAAGCAUUUGAAUUAUAUCAAAAAGCUGCAAAUUUAGGAAAUUUAUAUGGAAUACAUAAUUUAGGAAGUUGUUAUGAAAAAGGAAUUGUAGCUGAUAUUAAUAAACAAAAAGCAUUUGAAUUAUAUAGAAAAGCAGCAAAUUUAGGACAUUAUUUGAUUCAAUGUAAUUUAGCUGUAAUUUAUGAAAAGGGUGAUGGAAUUAAAAAAGAUAUUGAACAAGCAAUUUAUUGGUACAAAAAAUCUGCUGAACAAGGAUAUAAUUAUGCUCAAAAUAAAUUGAAUGAACUUUCAAAAAAUUAAAUUAUUUGUUUAAAGGAAAUGAAUGUAUUUUAUCGACUUUAUAUUUUAAAUAAAUAGUUUUACUUUUUGUAUAAUUAUAAAAUAACAAAAAAUUUUUUAAGAACUUUUGGGUAAUCAGAUUUGAAUUUCUAAGUGAAAUUGUGCAGGUGAUAUUGAUGAAUAUUAUAAAAAUUAUACACUAAUUCUGCUGAAAUAACUAUUAAUUGC